Labrus bergylta (ballan wrasse) is the source of this 10675-nucleotide messenger RNA. RefSeq lists its product as uncharacterized. The record is from RefSeq and is a predicted model, not a curated record. NCBI's taxonomy places the organism in Eukaryota, Metazoa, Chordata, Actinopteri, Labriformes, Labridae. Gene Ontology annotation, cellular component: plasma membrane; catenin complex; adherens junction. Gene Ontology annotation, biological process: adherens junction organization; cell morphogenesis; multicellular organism development. Gene Ontology annotation, molecular function: calcium ion binding; cadherin binding.
GAGAGAGAGAGAGAGAGAGAGAGAGACAGGGGGGAGAGAGAGAGACAGAGAGAGAGGGCGCGAUAACAGCGUUUGUCCUUCUUGGACUCAGUUUUCUGACCGGCUGACGGGCUGAACGAGCAACGGACGAACAAACUUGAGACAUCACGCAGGGAUCCGACAUUACAAGGGACUGUGAAAUGUAAAUGGGAGAACUCUUGUGUGGCACGCGGCUCAUGUACACAAGUCCAAUCGGAGUGGGAUUCAAAGUGAAGGGUGUUCAGACCUCCUUGGGAAACUGAAUGAGACGCUUCGCAAGACGAGCGGGAAAAAAACAGCGGAGGGAGGCUUUGGUGAGAUAGAGGAAGACACAAGGAGAAAGAAGAGAGAGAGAGAGAGAGAGAGAGACGGAGUGACUGACACCUGCCCUCCAGGUCUGUGUGAAGGGCAAAGCAUGGGGGAGUGAGAGGAGGGACGUGAAAAGGGAAAGGAGAAUGAAGACAACUGGAAAACAAGGCCUGCCUCACAGCCAAGCUCACUCAAAUUAGGACACCUCGCAGCAAGACAAGAUGAUUACAAGAAAUCUGCUCCUACUGGUUUCCCUUUGCCUGUGGGGGGGGCUUGUGGGAGGUGCCUUGGCCAGUAAGACCUUACGUAGGAGAGGAGUGGGCGGAUCACACGUAGUGAAGCUAGCGGACAGCAGAGCUACGGACCAAUGGGAUGCAAGCGUGGAUGCUAAUUCGAUGCCUGUGGUGACUCUUAGAAACUUGAUCAGUCACGAGCAGGCAGGUGACUCUGGAUCUUUCUCUUAUUCCAAAAUGUUGCAAAGUCAUGCUGCUCCACAAAUAGCCAGCAAGGAGAGGCAAGCUUUUAAACCCAAGCGUGAGGUUGACUCAGUCAGUAAAAAAGAAGGGACUCUACACAUAUUAGCCAACAACAAGGAGUUAAACCAGGAUGUGAAGAAAGUUAGGAACAACACCAAGAACUCUGAGACCUUUGCCAAAACAGGAAGGUCAGAGAAAAUAUUUGCUAUCCAUCAUAAGCCAGAUGGACACAGCAAUAGAACCAGGUCUAAGUCAGGGUCCAGAUCCAGAAGUAGAAGUGAUAUGAGUGUCCAUACUACAGGGGUGCCAGGGAAAGGAUUCAGCGUGGACUCGAGCAGAAAGUUGAACCUCACUGGCAGUUAUGGCGUCCUGAAGCUGCUGUCGAAGGAGAACUUAGUCAGGAUUGUCAACUCCCAAAUGCAGAACGUCCCCGUCCUGAGCUUUCCGAGCAAGGGCAGUCGGAGCAGGAAGAGAGAUUUGAUUGACGUUAAUCACGGACAGUUAGAGGCUCAGAGAGUGCAGAGACAAGAUAUAGCUGUCACUCAGUUUCAAACUGGAUUUGAUAAUCAGACUGCAUAUCCGUAUGUAAGCCCUGUCCCCACUCCAGAUCUUAAUCAGGACCAGGGCGCCAACACUCAUAAUAAUCCUCUAAGUGCAGUCAAUCCAGCUUCAAGUAAAGGGCAUGGUUCUGAUAGUGGAGAUAAUAAGAGCAAACACCUCGCCCGCUUACUGUCAACACCUCGCAGCGAGGUCAGUCUCAGCCCCGAGAAAGAAAUAAUAGGCAACCAAACGGAGCCACCAUUUACAUCGACAAAACAUUUCCCACUGUUCGCUCCCUCUGAAACAAAUGAUUCUCCGCCGUCUGUGCUGACAAUGCAACCCCUGGGAGUAAGAGCGGAGAACAGAGCAGCAGAUUCCCAUGGAGACCCAUUAACAGAGUCAGCUCACUCUGCUCAAACAGAAGCCAGCACAGCUCAGUACCCUGCAGAUGAAGACAACAAACUUGUCAACAGCAGUCAUGUCCUGAGGCUUCAUCCGGCUCCCGAAUGGAGCCGCGAUGUAGAAGGCGUUGGGGUGCCAGCUGUCGAGCCAGAGAAUGGGAAAGGCCUCGUGUUUGAAGAAGCAGAGGAGUCGGAGUCGGUGGACGAGGAGAUGGCUGACCGGAUGGAAAAGAAGGGGCCGCGCUCUCGCAGCAGGAGGAGCUGGAUCUGGAACCAGUUCUUUGUGAUUGAGGAGUAUGCCGGGCCUGAACCUGUGCUCAUUGGACGGCUCCACACCGACAUGGACAGGAAUGAUGGACGCACUAAGUAUGUCCUGCGAGGCGAGGGGGCGGGCUCGGUCUUUGUGAUCGACGAGAAGACGGGAAACAUCCACGUCACCAAGCCACUGGACCGUGAGGAGAAGGACGAGUACCGUCUCGUCGCCACGGCCACCGACAGGCAGACGGACCGGGCCCUGGAGCCCUCGUCACAGUUCAUAAUUCGGGUGCAGGACAUCAACGACAACCCGCCUAUCUUUGAUGAAGGCCCCUACAGCGCCACUGUGCCUGAGAUGGCAAAUAUAGGCACGUCCAUAAUCCAGGUGACAGCGACAGAUGCUGAUGACCCGACUUACGGGAACAGCGCCAAGCUCGUGUACACACUGGUGCAGGGCCAGCAGUACUUCUCAGUGGAUCCCCAGACAGGUAUUCUGCGUACAGCUGUGCCCGACAUGGACAGGGAGACCCAGGACCAGUACCUGGUGAUACUUCAGGCCAAAGACAUGGGGGGCCACUUGGGCGGAUUAUCCGGGACCACCACUGUCACUGUGAGGCUGUCUGACGUCAACGACAAUCCUCCACGCUUCACUCAGAGUAUGUGGUCCUUCUCUGUUUCUGAGCUGGCCAUCCCCGGGGCGGAGAUAGGCCGUAUCUCGGCAACCGAUGCUGAUCUCGGAGAGAACGCCAGGCUGGACUAUACCAUCCUGGAGGGGGAAACGGGGGACACGUUCAACAUCACGGGGGUGAACCAGGAGGCGGUCAUCACGCUCAACAAGCCUGUAGACUACGAGAGCCGGAGCUCCUACUCCUUCUCCGUGGAGGUCCUUAACCCCAUAGUGGACCCUCGCUUCCUGCGUCGAGGCCCCUUUAAGGACCGGGCGUCCAUCAGAGUAGCAGUGCUGGAUGCAGACGAGCCUCCGAGGUUCUCACGAGCUCGAUACCACAUGGACGUGUCUGAAAACUGCCCGCCAGCCUGCACUGUGGGCAGGGUCAGCGCUGUGGACCCAGAUACUGGACUUACCAAUAACAUCAGGUUCUCUAUUGAUCCUCAGUCAGACCCAGAGGCUCUGUUUCGUAUCACUCCAGACACCGGCCUCAUCACCACCGCCUCAGAGUUGGACCGGGAGCGCGAGCAUUGGCAUAACAUUACUGUCAUCGCCACGCAGAGAGACAAUCCCAACCAGGUGUCCAGAGUUGUGGUUGCAAUAGAGACGUUAGACCUGAAUGACAAUGCACCGGAGCUGGACAGGCAAUACACAACGGCCUUGUGUGACUCCUCAUCCAUCGGACAGGUGGUGCAGGUGUUGCGGGCAAUUGAUAGAGAUGAGGGAGGGAAUGACAGCACCGUGUAUUUCAGCAUCCCUCCGGAGUCCAGCGUUGCUCUCAACUUCAGCGUCAGGGACAGCGGGGGCCCCACAGCCAGCCUGGUCCUGCUGUCCCAGCUCCAGCCCCUGUCUCGCUCCGCGUACUCCACCCUGACGCUCUACGUUCCGCUGGUCCUGAGGGACGGGACAUCAGGCCUCAUCAGCAGCGGGACGGUCACGGUCUCCGUAUGUCCCUGCCUGAGAGGAGGGGCGCGAGCCGGGGAGAAAGAGAAGGACAAACAGGCUGAGGGCGAGUGGGACUGGGAACGUGAGGCGGUGUGUCUCCCUCAGCAGUCAACGCUGCCCUCCCCUGGGCUCAGUACUGCCGCCCUGCUGGCUAUUCUGGCAUGUGUUGCUACACUGUUAGCGGUGAGUGCCCUGUCAUUGUCCCUGCGCCGUCAGAAGCGUGACUCCCUGUCGCCGCUGGAGGAGGACGACGUACGCGAGAACAUCAUAACCUAUGAUGAUGAGGGUGGGGGCGAGGCCGACACUGCUGCCUUUGACAUUGCCGCACUCCAGAGUGCUCCACACAGCUCCCGCUCACGGGGCUAUCGCACACUGGACAGCAGGAAUAUACGUUACACCCAACGAAAUCAAGAAAAAGCUCGUACCUACAGCUGGGCUCAGAACCCAGGUGUCGAACACAACUAUUCAGGACCAGGAGGUCCACUGUAUGGUCGCCUCUGUUACAGCAGCCACACAUUACCGGUGCUUCGGCGCACACCAGGUGGAACAUUUGAGCCAGGCCUGGCAGAAAUAGGAUACCGCUUUCCUGCAGGCCAUCCAGACCACUCUCUGGUCAUCCAGAACCAGGGGGCCAUGGUGGGGCCAAUGGAAUCUGGGGCGGUGUAUAUAACCCCAACGGACCUCAGCACAGGAAGCCGAACAGGAAGUCGAACGGGAAGCCGUGAUGGUACUGCACCCCAUAGUGGCACAUCAGAUGGAGGUACACCAAGGACCAGCGACAGCCAGGACAGAGGAGGGGGUACAGGAACUGCCAGCAACUGUACAGAGGGAAGCAAUGAGGACAAAGGGAACCAUAGUCAAGAUGUGGACUGGGUGCAGUCGGAAACAUUACCCAGGGAGCACAACCUCGUCAUGACCCGAUCUGGCUCCCUGAUGGGCCCGGGUCACAGUAGCGGAGGCUGGGUUUGCGACUCAGCUACCCUCCCUUUGGCCGGACGCAGGGCCUCCCGCUCCGGCUUGUCCCCGAAACACACGGGCUCUGUGCAGGCCGAAUCUGACUCCGGUGGAGGAGGAGGAGGAGGCGCUGGUGGAGGGGGGAGUGGAAAUGGGGGCACCUCCACAGACGGACAACCUGCCAGUAGACGCAACUACGCCACUGUCCAGCAUGGAGAGGUGUCUGGACACGGGGACUACCCAGGCAGCUUGGGGAGAGGAGGACUGGAGAUGGGGAGCAACUUUGUGGUGGCUAGGCCAGACAGGGAGGGCGGGGGGAUAUCAUCGGUCUACCCUGAAGCAGCUGGCUUUAUCGGAGACUGGCGUGAUCGGAUGGGUCUGGGUGGGUAUGUUUUGGGCAGGAGGGAUAUCAGCCCCCAGUUGUUUCCCUUCCAUGGGCAGCAUCAGGGGGCCUACGGAGGAGUGAUGGGCUUUGGAGCCAGCUGGGUCCCUGGGAUGGAGGCAGCAAGAGGAGCACACGGGCCCGGGGGUCCCUCUUUGGCACUGAGGGUGGGUGAGUUCCUCCGCCUGCGUCUCGCCCAGGUCACUUUUGACCCUUCGCAGCCGCCGUACGACUCUGUGCAGGUGUACGGCCUGGAGGGCACAGGGUCCCGGGCUGGAUCUCUCAGCUCCCUGGAAGUGAAGGAGAAAAGGAUACGGAGAAGGAGGAGUGGGGGGCAGGGCUGGAGGAGUGGGGUCCACAAUUCCAGAAGUUAGCCCACCUUUUUAAAGAAAGAGAGAAAGAAAAGGAUGAGAAGGAAAACGUUGAAGACGGGGCCGUAAAAGGGAAGGAAAAGAAGAAAGAGAAGGAAAAGAAAGACACAAAAGAGGGAAGAGAGAGGGCUGCAGAUGAGGAAAAAGAUUGAGGGAGGAUAAAAAUGAAACAAAUAGGGGCAAAAGGGGGCAAAAGAGGAAGGGGGAAAAUGGGAGGAUGAUGAAAAGGCAACCAGAGCUCGAAUAAUGCGAAGAGAAGUUAAAGGAGAGAAAGAUGAAGAGGCAAAGUAAUAAAAAGAGACAGAGAAAAAUGAGCCUGGGGAGGGUGGAGAAGGCGAGGGCAGGGGAGGGAGUGAUUGAUGUAAUUUAAAGCAAUAAGUGUUGAAACGCUGAUAUGGUUGAGCACAGAUACUGAGACACUGCAGAGGCUGCUUCUGCUCGGGGCAGCAACAAUUUGUUAAAUGCUUUGGACAAAGAAAAACAACCCAAACAUCCAGGACUCGGUUUAAUUCAGCUCUCACGUAUGGAAUAAGAAACAGUGGGAAACAAGAAGAGAGACGUUUCAGGGCGUGUGUGUUUGGUCUGCUGCCUCCUGUGUCUGCACGUGUGUUUGUGUGCGAGAGAAGUGUGUGACGGAUGAUUGAAGUGCAUAGACGCACAUGUAUGCAAGAGUGUAUGUGUGUGCACAUUGAACAAAGGCAGAGAAUGGAGAAAUAAUUAUACUAAGAGGCAAGAUGGAGACGAGACUGAUGACAACAAAAGCUGCAACAUUACUUUUCGGGACAAUGUGCAAAAGUGAACACAAAAAAAAUAAGUUAAGAAAGUAGGAUAACACACAGGGGAUUUAAUAUAUAUUUGAGUACAAAGUAAACAAGAGGGCGAUGGAUGAGAUGGGAUGGAGAGAAAAACGGCCAGGAAAGUUAAGACGAUUGUACAGAAACGGUUACUUUUUUAUUCCAUCUGCAGUGGCAGAAGAGUGAAUUAUUCAGCUCACUACUUCAUUCCAAAUGAAAAUGAUGAAUCAUUUAAAUCCUCCAAAAGAUCGUCCCUCCUCUCAGCUCACAAGGAAAACAGACAUGGUGAAAAAUUUAAGUCAUUUUUGGGGUGUGAUCCCUCGCUCAUCCCCCCGGCUUUUUGUAGUUGAGUGUUGUUAUGUUUACAGAGAUUUGCACACAAACACACACAGACAAAAAAAAGACACCACAAGGCUUUGAUUGUACUAAAGUGAAAUAUAAAAGCAACACCAUCCACAAGUAUUCCAUCUACUCUAUGGAGUAAUGACGCCUCUAUAAUUAAUCAUUUAAAUGUUUUUACAGAAAGUCUCCUAUUUUGUAUUCCCCCUGUAGUCGCACUAGUCACACCUUGAAAAUAAAGUAUGCAUGGUUUUCUGAAAGUUACAAAAAUACUUAAAAAAAAAAGGUAAUCAAUUCCACUCAAACAAUCAUUCUGCCCAAAUGAAAACCCCCAUAGAUCUGUGAUGAAACGAUAGUGGAACAAAACCACAGAGACUCCUGCGACGGGCUUUUUUGUUCUUUCAAAAGGUCAGGAUGCAAAUGAGCUGGAGUUUUCAGCUGGAAUGCACUUUUAUACUGUGUGAUGUUCAAUAAUAGAUUAUGAAUCGUGUCAAAGAUUACAUUUGUUUUAUAAGAUGUCAGUUAAAGAAAACGAUACAUUGUUUGACUGUAUGUAAAAUCAUUUCAGAUGUAAAUACCACUAGAUAUUAUUGCUAAAAGAGAGUAUAUAAAAGAAAAACUAGUAAAAAAAGAAGAAGUUGAAUUUAUAUGUCCAAAAGGAGCAAUGUUGGGAUUAUCUGUAUGUACUGUAGAUUAGAAAUGGAUUUACUGAGCUGGACUGAACAGCCUUCUGGGCUGAAAACAACACCAUGUAUUCAACAUCUGUGUAUUAAUGAGCAGGUUGGGGCUUGUUUUGUGGUUGCUCUUGUCUGAGAUGGACAAGCCAAGGAUUCAAUUAUACAUGUGGCCUCUGGCAGAUGGUUGUUGUGCACUGUAUUAGUUACAGAAAGCCUCAGAAUUUGCUCGCCCCAGCGAGGAACCAAUUUGAUGAAAAUCCAGUAGAGUGAGGAGAAAUUCCCCUUUAGGCAUACAACAAAAAUUCAUUGUUUUCCCUAAAAUCUUGAUUAUUAUUCUGCAAAAGUAGAAAUAUACACUAAAAUGGAAUCGGUAAUAAGUCUCAAGGAAAGCUUUGUCAUUAGUGUUGCUCUGCCUGGGAGAUAUGAAACUUGAAAGUUUUGUAGAUAGUUACUUAUCUCUACAAAUAUAAUAGAGUGUAGAUAUAAGAGUACGAUUUUUAAUGAGCAGGAGAAAAUGACUGUUCAUUUUCUUUAAUCUUUCAUGUCUUUCAGGAAAUGCAACUCAAUGACCAUACUAAUAUUCCUUUGCUUUACCCUGCCUACUGCACAUAUUUUAAUUUUGAAAAGGUUCUAAUUUGUGAAAUAAUGAUCAAAUUUAACACAUUUUGCAGAAACUGUUUUAUUUGAGUCCAGAGGGAAAUUUCUCCACAUGUCCUGACCUGAAUGUGGAUGUCUUUGGUGUACCAUCACAGAAAUGUCACCUUUUAUUACCGGAUCACUGUAAAGCCACCCACAUAAGUCAAGCUGCCAGCUUUGCUAGUGUCCACCAGUUUGGUCCACCAUAAUCUUGUUGUCAAGGUCUACUGUCAGCACUUACUUAACCAAUCUGGAGGUCAAAAAGGAAACCCAUACCCACCUCUGUACCCUUUACCUGAGCCACAGACUCGUCCAUACAGUGCCACUGUGCAGACUGGAUGGUGUCCGGUCCGAUGUACAAAUAUCGCACAAUGACCACAAGAGUGGGGGGUGCAGAACCUUUGGGGCAAUCUGAGAUUUAGUUAUGUUUGGCUUAUCAACAAUACAUCAGCAUCCUGAAGCCGCUUCAAACUUUAAUCAGCUGUGUUACCAUUUAAUCCAAAGUGAUUUAUAUAUGAGCUAUGAGACCCUUCAAAGUGUUUACUCGAGGACAACAUUAAAGAUCAUUCUGUUUUUCUUUUCUUACUUGGGUAUAUUCUAAAUUGUUGGUGUUGUUUCUAUCAGUAGAAGUAUUGUUGGUAACUGUAACUGCUGUGACCUGGGACUAGGGUUGCCAUGAUACCAUAUUUUUAAACUUUGAUUGUAAGAAAAAAAAUCACAUGAUAGUUAUACCUGUUUUGAUACCACGACAACCAAAGUCUAAGUCCAAUACACCAAAAUAUGUCAGGCAAAAUCUUGCACACUGUCCUAGUUUAACAAAUACAUUGGUAACAUUUUGGUAGUGAACCAUUUCCAAUGUAAUUGUUCAAUUAAGACAGUGCACUCUCACUAGGUUAAAAAAUAUGACUGAAAUCUGUAUUUCAUCAAAGCUUCAGAACUUUCCAAUACUAUUAAUCAUCCAAAUAACAGAGAAUGUUUCAUUUUUAAAACAUUUUUGAAACAUGGCUCAAUGGAAAUCUGACGAGAUUAAAAAAGUUUUUUGGUCUUAACCCUUAAGGUACUUGGACAUAUGUUGAAGAUAAAACAAAGGCGACAUUUAAAAAUAGAGUGGUCACAUGUAUUACUAAGGUUUCUUGAGAUUGUUUCAAACUUUUUGAUCCCAUUUGUACCUAGUCAUUUCAUGUGCUUUGAGUAAAUCAAUGCUUUUGGUUAAAAAAAUCGACUGAAAUUCAAUAGCUUCAAAUUUAAGUUAACUGCUAUAAAGAUGCUAUUUUGUCUACCUCUUGAGAAAUGUAGACUACUUAAUGUUUCUCCAUAAGUAGGCCUAUUCCAGUGCUCUGGCAUUUAUUAGACUCAAGUCCCUUUUCUUUCUAGAGUUUUUGGUAAGUUGACAGUUGCUUGCUAGCUAAGUAGCUCAGUUGUUAGCUUGCGAGAUGUGCUAGCUCUUAGACCGUCUCUAUAGUCUUCAAGUACAAAGUUACUUAAAAAAAAGACACCCAAUCACAAUUAGGCUAACAGCUGUUAGCUAGCUAGAGAAGCUGUCACUGUUAUAACUUAAUAGUGCAAGUUUUGUUCCAAGUUUUUUUGCGCUGAAUAACUAAACACCUCUGAAUUACUGAAGACUGAAGCUGUUUACCGCCUCUAAUGAGAUAAUAUGACAUUAAAAAACAAUUAACAUGACACGUCUACCUUUAGCUAUUGGGGUAAAUAGAAACAUUUUGUGUGAGGUUGUCUAGCUUUUGUCUUCCUUUCCCAAUUGACAUUGUUGUAGCAAGGUUGCCAAGUCCCUGUUCUCAGCAAUGUACAAUGUCAUCUUAACUGAUAAAAAACGAUGAUCUAAAAAUACAAGAGCUGACCUGAAAUAAACCUGUGUUAUCCUUUACACCUCAUUUAAUUGCAGUAAAAUGUCAAACCACAAUAUGGGACAGAGUGAAUUAAUGUCACUAAUGAUAAUUGCCCUGGUACACCUAGAAAGACUGCCAAAGAACUUGGACCCAUUCUGUUUUGAGGGUAAGGAUUGUUGUUGUUAAGAGUACUAAUGUGUUUCUUUGCCAAUUCAUCAUUCAGGCAAUGUUUUCUCAGCAUUUAAGAAAGACGUGCCAGCUUUCUGAGUCCCUCUGUCUCCAAACAAACAAAAAACACUUUCCUCAUUUUCACAACAGUUAUGCCAGUUCCGUGGCAGCCAUUACUAAAGUAAUUAUAUUUGGUAUACCAGUAAGUGACCUCUCACAUUCUAAUUACAUGGUUCACUCUUGCGUCUUGAUUGGCUCCAGGUGUCUCAUCUCUGCUGAUUCAUCUAAAUCAAAUUUCUGCUCCUGCUGAUUGGUCAAAAUCAAAGUGAUGAUUCUCUUGAUUUGUCUUAUUUCAGAGUUCUGGAGAGCUGUGCUGACUAAACCACUUGACGGAGCUGAUUAUUGCACCUCCUGAGCCCGGAAAAUUGGUUCAUUCAAAAGCGUGAUUAGUUGAAUCAGUUGUUUUAAAUGGAAUAAAAGUCUGCAGUCUCGGCUGCUCACCACAGCUCUUUAAGUCGUUAGUCUACUUUAGAUACACCAAGCCACAGUGGCAGGUGAAAGCGGUGCUGUCGGGCCAUUUGUCAAGUCAUCUGUCCCAAAACAAAUAAAACCUUAUAUACUGAGGAUGGAGAAGACACAAUCAGAGGAUAGGGGAAGGUGUUUUUGCAUCAAAAUAUGUUAAUACAAAGGAUGCAGGCUGAAGGUUCAAAGUAAUUGCUUUUACCUUUAGAGUCCCCAAACAGGUAGACCCCAUUGGUUCUGCACCCCCAAAGGGACUUCAUUGCUCCUGCACGAUGUUGAUACAAUUUCACAAUUGCGUGCUGAACAAAGUGUAUUUAUUUCUGUUGUACUUUUCUUUUUGUAAAUUUGAAUAAAAAAGGAACUAUUUCAAAAAGUGA